AUGGAUGAAAACACAUCUCCUGGUCAGCUAAUGGAUGACCAAGAAUCCAUAGUGUCUGUCAAAGGCCUGAAGGACAACUGGCAGAAGUGGUCUGAUAAUCACAAGGAGCACCAGAAACACAACCCCUUCAGUCACGACACCAGGCCCAUGGCAGUGGUCCCUCAGAGGGGUCACGAUGACUACGGGAGGCCCCUGCAGGGUUCGCUGACGGCACAACGUGGGAAGGAUGCUCACACACACAUCAGCAGAGAGGUUCAGGAGUUGUGUGAUGUGAUAAAAGACAUUGGGGUGCACGGAGACAAACAAGGGAAUGGGGGAGAUAUCUCGGUAGAAUUUGGCAAGCUGUUUGAGCAUUACGUGACUAUCUCCAACAAACUGGUGGGGAUUUUACUCAGAGCCCGGAAGCAGAAGCUAGUUGAUUUUGAGGGGGAGAUGCUGUGGCAAGGGAAAGAUGAUCAUGUUGUGAUUACUCUAUUGCAGUGA
Molecule: messenger RNA, 483 nt
Organism: Nerophis lumbriciformis (worm pipefish)
Lineage: Eukaryota; Metazoa; Chordata; Actinopteri; Syngnathiformes; Syngnathidae
Source: RefSeq, a predicted model, not a curated record